AGCUGUAGCAUCAUGAAUCUGUGGUUCAGCCGUCUCUUCCUGGUUGCAGGGCUGUUUCUGAGCAUCUCCGCUCUGACUCCUGAGGAAUGCGAGCCCUUGGUCAAGCCUUUGUCUCUGGUCGACCCCAGCAUGAUGUAUGGCAGGUUGAACUUCAUCAUGGGUUACUCUGACUCUGAAGAAUAUAAAGCCAUCCUGAAGUCACUCCACAGCUCCUGGAUGAACAUCAGCGCGUCGCCGCACAGCACCAAAGAAGUUGUCAUGUAUGAGGAGAACGACAUAAAUGGAACCUGCUUUGGCUCAACUUUCAACACAUCUAUUGACGGCGACACUGCAACAUCAUCCAUGGGCAACAUCACCACAGAGUUCCACCUGCUGCCGAGCUGUGACGGCUGUGUGGUCUUCAGCGGCAUCUCCACUGCCAGAAACCUGGAAAAGUUCCUUGACUUAGUUAAGCUUGACAGCACCAAUACCAGGGAGCAGUUCACCACUAAUGCUGUUUAUCUGAUGGGUAGAGAGUCGACCCUGACGGACGCAGACCUGGAACAUUUCAAGCAGCAAGCGAGCUGCCUCGGCUUCUCCGGGGAACCGGACUUCCACUACGACACCAAGAACGGUUUCUGUAAGGAAGGCGAGGGCGUGAAGCUGUCUCUCACCUGAAGUCAAACGCUGCUUUUAUGACAAACAAAUAUUCCAAACUGGAAUAAAAUAAAACUGACUCAAACAUCGAA
Chelmon rostratus (copperband butterflyfish) is the source of this 728-nucleotide messenger RNA. RefSeq lists its product as uncharacterized. Lineage: Eukaryota; Metazoa; Chordata; Actinopteri; Chaetodontiformes; Chaetodontidae. The transcript is spliced from 6 exons. The record is from RefSeq and is a predicted model, not a curated record. The coding region runs from base 13 to 657 and encodes 214 amino acids.